This is a messenger RNA of Nematocida minor, 435 nucleotides long. RefSeq lists its product as uncharacterized. Lineage: Eukaryota; Fungi; Microsporidia. The coding region runs from base 1 to 435 and encodes 144 amino acids. The record is from RefSeq and is a predicted model, not a curated record. The transcript has a single exon.
AUGAACAUAGUUUUAUUCUAUUCUUAUGAUAACAUACUCGCUGCUCUUGCGUAUGGUGUUCUACUAGUGUACCUCGGAUUUUACCUCCGAAUAUACACCAGACAGGACUUAUACUACAUAUGCACAUCUAUUUUUCUGCUGAGCACAGACAUCUCCCUAGAAAGGACCCUUAAUGCGGUCUACUUCUAUUUCUACUUCAUUAUUCUGCUCGUGCUGCUUCUCAUUGCUCUUUCCAUUCUCAACCUCUGCUACUCUUUAACAGACAAUGUGGUUAUAACGAUGUCCUCCACCAUAUGCUCCUUUGUUUUUAUGAUUAUCUUCUACCUCCUCACAAACGAAGAGAUUCACAUUCUGUCGCUUCUUGUAAAAAUAUUGCUGUUUUUUAUCAUUGAAAUGAUGAUAGUAGCCAUUAUAGUGAUGAGCCAGAAUUUAUAA